AUGGAAAGAAAAGGUGUGACUAUUAUGAGUGAUGGCUGGAGUGAUCCUACAAGAAAACCUCUAAUCAAUUUCAUGGCUACCUCAGGUAAUGGUCCUUUGUUUCUAAAGGCAGUGAAUUGUUUUAGGGAAGUGAAAAAUAGUUUUUUUAUUGCUGAAUUGAUGAAAGAAGUCAUUAAUGAAAUUGGUCAUGAAAAUGUUGUGCAAAUCAUUACUGACAAUGCAGCAAAUUGUAAGGCGGCUGGAGAGAUUAUAAAGAGUCAGUUUCCUCACAUCUAUUGGACACCAUGUGUUGUUCAUAUGCUUAAUCUUGCUUUGAAUAAUAUUUGUUCACCAGGGAAUGUGGAAACAAAUGAACUAACAUAUGACCAGUGUCGCUGGAUAAAAGAAGUUCACGAAGAGGCAUUUGCAAUAAAAAAUUUCAUCAUGAACCACAACAUGAGACUCUCAAUUUUCACCAAGUUUACUCCUCUUAGGCUGCUUUCUGUUGCUAACACUCGCUUUGCCUCCAUCAUUAUGAUGCUUAAGAGAUUGAAACAAAUCAAAAGGGGUCUUCAGGCUAUGGUCAUAAGAGAAGAAUGGUCUUCUUAUAGAUUAGACGACACUGAGAAAGCAAACUCUGUGAAAGAAUAUAUUUUGAAUGAUGAUUGGUGGGACAAAGUAGCAUAUAUUCUUAGUUUCAUUGGACCUAUAUAUGAGAUGAUUAGAGCUUGUGACACCGACAAGCCAUGUUUACACUUGGUGUAUCAGAUUGAUGCAUGGUUAAUGGAGGAUUCUACAAGAUGUGCUCCACAUAAGGAUGGAGAAAUUUCACAAGAAAGGAUGAAAUGUUUUCGAAGGUUUUUUCCUAAUGAUGACGAGUAUAGCAGAGUCCUUGAUGAGUAUGCAAUGUUUUCAAUGAAGAGUGGUCCUUUUGAAGAUUUAACAAGCAUUUCAAAGAUGGCUACUAUGGAACCUAAGAAUUGGUGGGUUAACUUUGGUGCUCAAACUCCUUUUCUCCAGACUUUGGCUUUUAGAUUACUUGGACAACCUAGUUUUUCUUCUUGUGCUGAGUGUAAUUGGAGUACUUAUGCAUUUAUUCACUCGCUUAAAAGGAACAAGUUGACUACAAUUCGUGCUCAAGACUUGGUUUACAUCCACAAUAAUCUCCGAAUUUUGUCAAGGACUCUGAAAGAUGAUGUAAAGAUGUGGGAUGUGGGUGGAGAUGCUUUUGAUUCAAUGGAAGAUGUCGGGUUUUUGGAGGUUGCAGAUCUCUCAGUAGAUGAACCGGAUUUUGAAAAUGAUUUGACUAUUGAUAAUUAG
Messenger RNA from Lactuca saligna, 1299 nucleotides. The record is from the annotation of a GenBank genome assembly. NCBI's taxonomy places the organism in Eukaryota, Viridiplantae, Streptophyta, Magnoliopsida, Asterales, Asteraceae.